Lontra canadensis (Northern American river otter) is the source of this 843-nucleotide messenger RNA. It is a transcript of the gene YJEFN3, whose product is annotated as YjeF N-terminal domain containing 3. The transcript has 6 exons. Gene Ontology annotation, molecular function: NAD(P)HX epimerase activity. The record is from RefSeq and is a predicted model, not a curated record. Lineage: Eukaryota; Metazoa; Chordata; Mammalia; Carnivora; Mustelidae. The coding region runs from base 27 to 788 and encodes 253 amino acids. Gene Ontology annotation, cellular component: mitochondrion.
GCUCCGCGCACCAGCUCACCUUGGCCAUGAGCAGCGCGGCCCGCCCGGACCCAGCGGAGGCGCCCGAGGAGCGGCAUUUCCUCAGCACUGCGGAGGCGGCCGCCCUGGAGCGCGAGUUACUGGAGGAUUACCGCUUUGGGCGGCAGCAGCUGGUGGAGUUGUGUGGCCAUGCUAGUGCUGUGGCUGUGACCAAGGUGUUCCCCUUGCCUACUCUCUCCCGGAAGCAGAGGACAGUGCUGGUCGUGUGUGGCCCGGAGCAGAACGGGGCCGUGGGGCUGGUCUGUGCACGGCACCUGCGGAUGUUUGAGUACGAACCGACCAUCUUCUACCCUACACGGUCACUGGAUGGGCUGCACCAGGACCUGACCACUCAGUGUGAGAAGAUGGACAUCCCUUUUCUGUCCUAUUUGCCCACGGAGGUCCAGCUCAUCAACGAUGCCUACGGGCUGGUGGUGGACGCCGUGCUGGGCCCUGGCGUGCAGCCAGGAGAGAUCGGGGGCCCCUGCACACGGGCGCUGGCCACACUCAAGCUGCUGUCCAUCCCCCUUGUGAGCCUGGACAUUCCCUCAGGCAUGCCAGGCUGGGACGCGGAGACCGGCGGCGGCGACACCGAAGAUGGGCUCCGGCCCGACGUGCUGGUAUCGCUCGCCGCGCCCAAGCCCUGUGCCGGCCGUUUCUCCGGCCGCCACCACUUCGUGGCCGGCAGGUUCGUGCCCGACGACGUGCGCCGAAAGUUCGCUCUGCGCCUGCCGGGAUACACGGGCACCGACUGCGUCGCGGCGCUGUGACCGCGCCCGCACCCAGGCGGCUUGGACCCGCGCCAAUAAACAGACGUCCCACCAC